Messenger RNA from Drepanopeziza brunnea f. sp. 'multigermtubi' MB_m1, 1362 nucleotides. RefSeq lists its product as uncharacterized. Lineage: Eukaryota; Fungi; Ascomycota; Leotiomycetes; Helotiales; Drepanopezizaceae. The record is from RefSeq and is a predicted model, not a curated record.
AUGCUUUUGUCGAGUUUAAUCUGUUCUGCAGUCCUUAUGGGAUCUGCUUUGGCCCAGGGGAAUACUUCACAACUGUUAACGGAAUUUCCAGCUUGCACGACACAAUGUGCGCUCGCGAUACUCCCUCCUGCAAAAUGUGAAUUAACCGAUAUUCGAAACUGCCUGUGCUCGAGCCACGAUCUAUUGUUGGAGAUAUCUACCUGUGUGCUGGGGUCAUGUAAUACUACGGAUCAAUACACUUCUUUGACUGUCAUUCAGACUAAAGUCUGUGAUGGAGUUCCGCAACCCUCACGAGCUAGCGCAAUGAUACGAGCAGCAAGCAUCUUAGCUGUAAUCACCUAUCCGAUUAUCAUCCUCCGCUUCAUCUCGAGAGCAGUGAUCGCACAUAGGUUCUGGUGGGAUGACUACGCGAUCCUCGUGUCUCUCGUGUUCAUGAUUCCUCUGACCGUACUUUCAUUCUAUCCCUCGCCUCAAUUAGGGAUGGGGAAACACUUUUACAACGUCUCACCAGAAAAUUUGGUUAAGAUUAUGAAGAUCUUCUACGCUGUUUCCAUGAUUUACGUAGUCAUCCAGACAUUUGCGAAAGCGUCCAUAUUGCUGCUUUACCUACGCAUUUUCCCUGGCCCACGGUUCCGCACCGUAGUGAAGAUCGGGUUGCUCCUUUUGGGACUCCACCUUACCGCAUUCUCCUUCACCGUGGCUUUUCAAUGCACGCCUGUUAGCUCCAACUGGGAUCUGGGAGUCUCCAAGCACUGCGUAAACCGCAAUGCUAUGAUUUACGCUGGCGCUGGAAUAAGCAUCUUCGAGGACUGUGCGAUUAUGCUCCUCCCAAUCACUGAAUUGAAAGCCCUGAACCUCGGCCGCGGGAAACGAGUCGCGCUUGGCUUUAUGUUUGCUCUGGGCUCAUUCGCAUGCAUUACGAGUAUAAUCAGACUAAAUUACGUUACCUCGUACGGUGAGACCAUAGACCUGACGUGGGUCUACAUCGAUGUCGUCAACUGGUCGCAAAUCGAGACCUUCACUGCAAUCAUUUGCGCCUGUCUGAUGUGCAUCCGACCAUUGCUGAUGAAGUGGAUGCCUACUGCCAAUCUACCUACCUCCUUCAGCGACUCUCGCAGAUCCAUGAUUCGAAGCUGGGGAGCCAAGUUGAACACUUCCCUUCCUGGCGUCGAACCGAUACUUCCUGUUGUCGAACCUGCAAUUGUCCAGCCUCAAAGUACCAUGAGCCAAUCGAUCCAAGUCACGACCGAGAAUCGCGUGUCUUAUGAGAUGAAGAGGGGUUCUAGUAGUGCCCCCAGCACUUCUCCUGAGGAGGACGAAGGCGAGAAGCGAGGCAGCAAUGAGCAGCUCACGAAGCCAUAG